ACAAAAUUAAAACAGCGCGAUUGUUGUGCUAGCGCCCUCUAGCGAAUCGAUCAUUAGCAUCCCCCGGAUCCCGAGCGGAGUUGUAGGCCUACACUACAGUCUUCAGCAAAAUGUUGGUUCUGGUGUUAGGAGAUCUUCACAUACCUCACAGGCAGAGUGGCUUGCCAGCUAAGUUCAAGAAGCUACUAGUCCCUGGCAAGAUCCAGCACAUAUUAUGCACUGGCAACCUGUGCACUAAGGAGUCCUAUGAUUAUCUCAAGACACUUGCCAGUGAUGUUCACAUUGUCAGAGGAGACUUCGAUGAGAAUGUCUCCUACCCAGAGCAAAAGGUGGUUACUGUUGGCCAGUUUCGCAUCGGUAUAUGCCAUGGUCAUCAGAUGAUUCCUUGGGGUGAUGUGGAGAGUCUGGCUAUGGUUCAGAGACAACUGGAUGUAGAUAUCCUCAUCUCAGGACAUACACACAAAUUUGAAGCAUUUGAACAUGAGAAUAAAUUCUACAUUAAUCCAGGCUCAGCCACUGGAGCGUUCAAUGCUUUGGAAAGCAACAUCAACCCUUCCUUUGUGCUGAUGGACAUCCAGGCAUCCACAGUGGUCACCUAUGUGUAUCAACUCAUUGGAGAAGAAGUCAAAGUUGAGAGAAUAGAGUAUAAGAAAAACUAACGGUUGGCUUAAGGACACCUUACAAACGUUGCAUCUUGAUUGUGACAUUGCAUUAAUUUGCACACUUUGUACAUAUAUAGUUAGGCCUUUUUUGAAAUUCCUCUUGGAAAAAAACCACAACUUUUGUACUUCAUGGUAUCCCUGCCCAUUCAAAUUGCAAUGGUUUGUGGUGUUUACUUGGACAGCAAUUAUGUAUAGAUCAAGAUGACAAUGAUUAACUAACCUACACUCUAUAUCAAUGAUCACAAUAGGCUUUGAUCCUGUAUCAUUACAUUUAACCAAUGUAUUUUUGGCAAAAAAUUAUGCCUGUGUAUUGUUUACAAUUUGGCACAUAGGAACAUUGAUAAUUCCAUCACAAUAGUGUCAGGUCCAUUGGUCCUUGAACUGCAUCGUAAGACAUUUUAUUUAGUCACUGAUGAAUCAAUCAAAUCAUAUCAGUAAGAAUCUACGUAAUCAGUGAUUAUAUUUUGCAAUGCACCAUAUUUGUUUAGUAAAAUCAUCACACUUUACCAGGUUUCAUACCUUUUUCACUGGGUAUGACUGUAUAUAGCAAUCUGGCUUGAUAUUGGAGUUGGAAUUCUCUUUGGAAAUUUCAAUUAAUUUAUGAAAGUUUCAUAGCAUGGCUGUAAAAUGAAUUGGCAAAGAAUAAGACAUUAUUUUCGUUCCCUUUAGAAACAAAUACUGAAAGAGUUACAUUUCUUACUUCAAACUGUGUUUGUAUCAAAUAGAUAAAAAUGCCCAACUUUGCUGUUUCCGCUAGUGUACUUCCACAGCCAGGAAAUAAUGUUCUGAUGAGGGUGCACACAUUACUGAUUUCCAUAGAGCAUCAAUAUUCUGAUGUGUUUCUUGUACCUGAUAGGUAGAUAGUAGACUUGUAUUCGAGUCAUCAAAGAUCGAGUCCCGAGUCAUGAAGGUCCAGUCCGAGUCCGAGUCACAAAGAUCGAGUACGAGUCACAAGUCACCUGUAUGUACAUUGGACAUUAUUUUUGAGGUACUGCUGAAACCUCAAAGUGUGAAUGCUUCCAUUUUUGUCAGCUAAUUUAAUGAACUGAAAAUACAUGUAUAACAUGUCAAAAAAGGCAAGCCACCAGUGUCUGGAAAGGAUAUGGAAUACUAUUAAGUUUGCAUUUAUGCAACAUCAAGUGUGGACGCUGUGGUACAUGUUUCGAUACAUUUAUUUCCCAAAUCAAUACAUCGGAAACAAGCCAGCUGCACACGCUGUGUAUUUACAGUACUUGCGUUUCUUGUGCACCGAAUUGAGUGACUAUCGCUUGCUCAGGACAGGAUCGUCUAUAAAAUAAUUUGCGACUAUAUUGUUGAAAAAAUAAGUGAUAUGAGGCAGUUUUGGUCCGAGUCCGGAGUCACGCAGGGGUCGAGUCUGAGUCCGAUUAAUUUGUCACCAUUUCUCGAGCCCGAGUCACGGAAAAUAGGACUCAAGUCAGAAAGUCCGAGUCACGAGUCAUACAAGUCUGGUAGAUAGAGAGACCUCCAAAAACUGUCUUGUGGAGUAUAUUAAGGGGUUUCUUACAAAUGCUUUCUAUUGAACUCAAACAUAUUUAUAUUAUUGUCAGUUAAUGAGUAUUUUGAUUUGAGCAUUUUGUCAGUUAUGUCCAAAUAAACUACACUGUACUCAAGAAUUGCAGUAUCAUUACAUCA
Patiria miniata (bat star) is the source of this 2315-nucleotide messenger RNA. RefSeq names its product vacuolar protein sorting-associated protein 29. Lineage: Eukaryota; Metazoa; Echinodermata; Asteroidea; Valvatida; Asterinidae. The coding region runs from base 111 to 659 and encodes 182 amino acids. The transcript has 4 exons. Gene Ontology annotation, biological process: intracellular protein transport; retrograde transport, endosome to Golgi. The record is from RefSeq and is a predicted model, not a curated record. Gene Ontology annotation, cellular component: retromer complex; endosome.